Doryrhamphus excisus (bluestripe pipefish) is the source of this 1575-nucleotide messenger RNA. The record is from RefSeq and is a predicted model, not a curated record. NCBI's taxonomy places the organism in Eukaryota, Metazoa, Chordata, Actinopteri, Syngnathiformes, Syngnathidae.
CGUAACAGCAGGCCGGCACGGACGUGUGACGUUUUUCGUUGCCUGUAGCAAACGUUCCAACUCCCAGCGGGCACCAGCUCUCUUUACAAGAUUGUUCUGUCUCCGAAAAAGACACACACUUCACGUCGAGACAUGCAUCCAGCAAGUGCCAAGUGGUACGACCGGAGGGACUCUGUUUUUAUAGAGUUCUGCGUCGUGGACAGCAAAGAUGUAAACAUCAGUUUUGAUAAAAACAAGUUUAUUUUCAGUUGUGUUGGAGGAACUGACAAUGUCAGACACGAGAACGAAAUAGAACUCUUUGAAGCCAUUGAUGAAAAUGAAUCCAAACACAAGCGCACAGAUAGAUCAGUGAUGUGCGAUUUAAGGAAAGCACAGCCAGGGAAGUCAUGGCCAAGGCUUACAAAAGACAAGUCUCAGCCGAGGUGGCUCCAUGUUGACUUCAACAACUGGAAGGAGUGGGAGGAUGACUCAGAAGAGGAAAUGGGCAACUUUGAUCAAUUCUCAGAUAUGAUGAAUAACAUGGGAGGUGGUGAUUUUCAACCAGAUAUAGAUGGUGAUGAAGAUGAUGACACUGCGGACAGUGACGAUGAAAAAAUGCCCGAUUUGGAAUAGACUGACUGCUACUCGGCAAAGAACAGAAGACCAGCGUGUAAAGGAAGCAAAUGAAAUCUACACUGAAGGCAGUGAAAAACUAGUGUACAGCCAGCAGCCAUAUUUAAUUGCGUAACCUCUGCUCCAAGCUCCUGCCCAGUCAGUCUAGUGAAGGUUGAUAUGCAUGGUAUUGUACAGAGCAGCUAUCUCCACUUCCAUUUGUUGUACUGUACCUGUCAGGUAUCUUGCUUUACUGUAAUAUUACCAACGAAGCACAUAUUGAAUGGGAAAGCUUGUCUUCAAUUGAGCAAUAUGUGUUAAAGAGAUUAACAGAAUUGUGGAUUAUUGAAAUUAGGCAUACCCUUUUCCGUUGUUGUGGUUUUAAGUUGGGGAAAAAAAUAAAUAAAUAGCGUAGUUUUGUCAUCAAAAAUUGAGAAUUAGAAGGGGUCCCUCUAAAGCCUUUAGUAGAAGAUAUCCAGUAAGCCGGCCUUUUUGUUUCUAUAGCUUCAAUCUCCAUCUUAGAUGUUUCCCUUUACUGCUUGUUUAAAGUCUAUAUAAUUGGUAUAUUCUGAAAUUGCAGAAAUAUUUGCAUCUGUCCGAUAACAAUCUACUCAAUUACAGUCAAUGGAGUUCAUCCAUUUGAUUAUUACUGUUCACCUCUCCAACAUACCAACAUGCACACUCUGCCUUGCAGGAGCAAGUUAAAAAGAUUUGAAGCAGGCUCGAAUCUUGGUUGGGCUUCAACAUCACAUGACUUCUUCCUCUCCUCCAGACAGGUUCUCUGCUCCCGCCCCCCCCCCAUCCAGAACAGAGCCUCACUUGUGGCAAAGGAGUGUUGGAGAGAUACUGUGAUGUGUAAUGACCAAAUUCUAUUGCAAUUUCAACAAAAUGUAUGUGUGUGUGUGGGGGGGACAUAAUGUUGAAUUACAAUGAACAUUCGUUUUUUAUUGUCAACAUAUUUCUAAUAAACGGUUUAAGAAAUGC